This is a messenger RNA of Talaromyces rugulosus, 774 nucleotides long. RefSeq lists its product as uncharacterized. The transcript has a single exon. Bases 1 to 774 code for a protein of 257 amino acids. NCBI's taxonomy places the organism in Eukaryota, Fungi, Ascomycota, Eurotiomycetes, Eurotiales, Trichocomaceae. The record is from RefSeq and is a predicted model, not a curated record.
AUGUUCUUCCAACCCAUUGUCGCUGCCAUUGCAGCCCUGACUCUUGCAUCCCCGGCUGUCUCAACGCAGACAUUUCUAAACACCGGCACAACAUCUGGCUGGUCAUCACAAAACAUCGAGAACAAGGGUAGCAUCCAGCAAGUAACCAAUGUCGUCUACCGCAACAGCUCAACUGCCCUGAAAUUCACGCAAGUCUAUGAUUCAUCCUGGACAGGACGAUUCCACUCCGAGAAAGCCGAAACAAAAGUAUGGAAACUCGGCGAUCAAGGGUUCUAUGGCUUCGCAUUCAGACUGCAGGAAGACUGGCAGGCGACCCCCGCACAGUCGUAUAAUAUUGCUCAGUUCAUCGCUGAUUUCUCCGACACCAACUGCGACGACUGGAUGCCGUCGAGCAUGGUCUGGGUAAUUGGCGACCAGCUGGCCACGCGCGUCAAGCAAGGCAGCAUCUGCAACCAAGGGCUCAAGGAGUGGAAGGGCCUCAAGACCGUGACACCCGGAGAGUGGCACACGAUCGUGAUCCAGGCCAACUGGCAGAGCGACGACUCGGGAUUUUACAAGAUGUGGUACGACGGCGAAAAAGUGGUCAACGCGACCGGUCUACCCACUAUGAUCGACGACGACCGCGCAUUUGACUUCCAUGUCGGCAUCUAUGCGAAUGCAUGGCACGACCAGCACGGUAUGAAGGGAACUCAGGGUACCAGAGAGAUCUGGGUCGAUAAUGUCGCCUUUGGUACCACUUUUGCGGAUGCCGAUCCGACCCGUGUCCAGGGUUAG